Messenger RNA from Mizuhopecten yessoensis (Yesso scallop), 691 nucleotides. Its product is annotated as excitatory amino acid transporter 3-like. The coding region runs from base 156 to 671 and encodes 171 amino acids. Gene Ontology annotation, molecular function: L-glutamate transmembrane transporter activity; glutamate:sodium symporter activity; neutral L-amino acid transmembrane transporter activity. The transcript is spliced from 3 exons. The record is from RefSeq and is a predicted model, not a curated record. Gene Ontology annotation, biological process: L-glutamate transmembrane transport. Gene Ontology annotation, cellular component: plasma membrane. Lineage: Eukaryota; Metazoa; Mollusca; Bivalvia; Pectinida; Pectinidae.
UCACGUGACUCGAACUUUAAGUGUACAUAGGUGGAAGUGAAUAGAUUUAACAGACUCUGCGGUGUGUAGGAGAUCGACAGGAUACGUAAUAUACAAGGUGUGCUGAAACACAGUUCAUUGUAACCAACAAGGACGAUACUGGGUACAACUCUAUCAUGGCCGGAGACGAAUCAGAAGGGGGGAAACGCUCGUUUGCAAAGAGUGCGAAAAAAGUCCUGCGUAACAACUUGCUCAUCAUCCUAAUGAUACUAGCUGUAGCCAUCGGGGUUGGACUAGGACUGGGACUAAGGGACGUAUGGAAGCCAUACGAUAAAAGAAAAAUAUUUUUCUUGAAAUUUCCCGGAGACUUGUUGUUGAACAUGUUAAAAAUGCUCAUAUUGCCGCUGAUCGUUUCUAGCUUGAUAUCUUCGCUGGCAUCACUAGACUCGCGGGCUUCAGGCAAGAUGGGACUGCGGUCAGUCGUAUAUUACCUUUCAACCACAUUUGUCGCCGUCAUUCUCGGAAUAAUCCUUGUUUUAGCUAUCGAGCCAGGGAAAAAGGGCAGUAAAAUAGACAAGAGCGGAUCCGCCAAGAAAGCCGAUGCCAUGGAGUCGCUUAUGGAUCUUAUCAGAAAUUGCUUUCCAAACAAUUUGGUAACGGCGUGCUUCCGAAAGGUUUGUAUUAGAGAUUAGCUUUUCAAAAUAACUAAAGC